UGAGUUACAAUAGAGAUUUUCGGGACGUGACACCGGUCACAGUUGGUGCUAUGUCACGCGUGUUUGGCUGUGUAAUCCCCCGCUUGCCUGCUAACCACCACCAUACCCCACCGACCACGCCCACAGCAUACACAAUGGCGAGCAAGGCCGCUCAGAAACGUGUAUCGAAGGAAUAUGUUGUCAUGCAGAAGGAACCGCCGCCGUUCAUCUGGGCUGCCCCAGAUGAGAAGAAUAUCCUGACCUGGAACUAUCUUAUCGGCGGACCCCCCGACUCGCCCUUCGCUGGCGGAGAGUACCACGGCGUCCUACUUUUCCCGUCAGAGUACCCGUUCAAGCCACCAGGCAUCAAGGUGUACACACCCUCAGGCCGCUUCCAGCCAGACCGCAAGAUAUGCUUCUCCAUGUCGGACUUUCACCCCGGAUCUGGGAAUCCUGCGUGGAGUGUGGCCACAAUGUUGACCGGCCUGCUCUCGUUCAUGCUUUCUGACGAGAUGACGACUGGCUCUGUCACCUCAUCGGACCAACAUAAACGUGCGUUUGCGGCUCGAAGUCAUGGCUGGAACAUCGCACAGCCAAAAUUCAAAGAUGCUUUUCCCGAGGACUCCUCACCAACCAUGAAGGAUCUUCCUAAUAUGGGCGAGAAAGAACGAGGAAAGCCUGAUCCAGAGCCUGUGAUGUUCCGCAACCCCCCUUCGCAAGUGCGCCUUGUAUCAGCGCUGAAGGUAGCAUACUCUGACCCCCGACCUGUUGCUCCGACUGCGGCCGAUGAUCCAACUCGGAGAGCGGUGUCGGGGCCCGCGGCCCCGGCUCCUGCUCCAACCACUGGAUGGGUGGCAGCGAGUCAUGGUAUCAAGGUUCACCUCAAGAUCCUGACCGCCAUCACCGUCCUUUUUUUGACGUCUUGUUAUGACCGCCUUGUUCACUCGGGUCCCGUGAUGCCUACUCCCCAGACCGAUCCGACUGACUGCAUUAAUGAUCAUGGCUACCACCUCUCCGCCAGCACAGCGCGCCACACAUUCCUUUCUCCCCCUCCUAUCCACUCUCGCUCCUUCUAUCGCCCUCAGUCCUACCCUCAUCGUCUCCUACAUAAUACCACCAUCGCCAACUGCUAAU
Cyclocybe aegerita is the source of this 1113-nucleotide messenger RNA. NCBI's taxonomy places the organism in Eukaryota, Fungi, Basidiomycota, Agaricomycetes, Agaricales, Hemipholiotaceae. The record is from the annotation of a GenBank genome assembly.